UCCCGGAGGUGCCUGAAUCGCCGAAACACAACAAUGAGAUUCGUUCGGACGGCCGUGCCCGUGAUUCUGGUGGUCAGUCUGUGCCUGGAGAGCUGCAGGGCCAGGCGGUCUGCUGACCUGUUCUGUGGAGCUUGCCGAGCCCUGGUUGACGAAUUAGACUGGGAGAUCUCUCAGGUGGAUCCCACGAAGGUGAUCGAGACAGGAUCCUACUUCCUGGACGAGGACGGGAAUCCCGUGGCCACUACGAUUCCCUACGCCCGGUCGGAGUUGUUCCUGAUUGAGCUGCUGGAACGGGUGUGUGGACACAUGAAGGAAUAUGGUGAAUACACUGACCCAGACACACACCGACACAGUUACGUGCGAGUGUUAACCCGAGAUGGAGAUAGGACUGACCCCCCUCACACUCAGUUCACUGAGGACAUUACCUCCAGGUUAAAACAAGCAUGUGAGAAACUGGCUGAGGAGUACGAGGAAGAAUUCCUGGAAUUUUUCUCCCAUGAGUCCAGCGACGUGAAGGACCGACUGUGCAGCAAGCGAACAGACCUGUGUGACCACCCACUGCACGCCCACCACGAUGAACUGUGAAGACCUGGACCCCCUCUCGCUGCCCCCCCCUCCUCCUCUGCCAGAGAGGGUGUGUGGGGGGGGGGGGGGGGGGCUGGAAAUCGCUAAGUCGUGUUGUCCCGGGGUAAGGUCCACCCCCGACAUGGGAAGGGGAGGUGGGAAUAAAGGACGACAGGGCGCACUCUGACUCUCGGGACCAACCCCCUCGAGCGAAAACUCCCUUUAAAACGAGAAAGCACUUCCCCCCCCUCCCCCACCCCAUUCCAACAAGACGGACCCCCUCCCCUCCCCUCCUCCCACUCAGGAAGCUACCUAACGCUGACAUUUCUCAGCUCCUUCGCUCUGUGGGCUUUGCUGAUCUGUCUCGCGCCCACGAAUAAACGGGAAUGAAGUACUGGGAGUCUGUGCGAUUAACGGUGCCACCUCCCCCCCACGCCAGCUGACCCCCCCUCUCAGCUACUGGGAGUGAGGAAAACCAGGGGCAGGAGUUAAUGGAAGGGCUCACUGCUGAAACAUCGCCAGCUCCCGUCCCUCGGAUGCUCCCUGACCUGCUAGGUUUUACCCAGCUCCACGCACUUGCCAAUCUUGACCCUCCAGCAUCUGCAGUCCUCACCCUCUCUGGACCCUGGGGAGCGUUGCUGAACAUAGAGACCUG
Molecule: messenger RNA, 1219 nt
Organism: Chiloscyllium plagiosum (whitespotted bambooshark)
Lineage: Eukaryota; Metazoa; Chordata; Chondrichthyes; Orectolobiformes; Hemiscylliidae
Source: RefSeq, a predicted model, not a curated record